AUGCAAUCAUCAUUGGAUAAUCAAAAUCAAAUCAAAAUGAUUUAUAGAAAUCUUGGCAGCACUGGACUUCGGGUAUCUGUACUUAGUUUAGGUACAGAUGUGACUUUCGGUAAUCAAAUACCGGAUGAAAUAGCUGAGAAGAUAGUUACAGUAGCUUACACUAAUGGAAUUAAUGUUUUUGAGACUGGAGAAGCUUAUUCAAAUGGCGAGGCCGAAAGAACAUUGGGUAGAAUAUUGAGUACUAAAAAUUGGCGAAGAUCCAGUUUCAUAGUAUGCUGUAGAUUGUCAAAAAGUGGAGAUGCUGAAACUGAACAAGGUCUUUCAAGAAAGCAUCUUUUUGAAGGUCUUCGGUCUUCCUUAGAAAGACUUCAACUAGAAUACGUAGAUAUUGUGAUUGUUACACGUCAAAACGAAUCAUCGAUUCCAGUUGAAGAAGUUGUCAGAACUUGCACACAUCUUAUUCAUCUUGGUUGGACAUUUUAUUGGGGUACAUCUGGAUGGUUACCUUGUGAAGUUAUGCAAGCUCAAACAGUUGCCAGACAAUUCAAUUUAAUUCCACCAUCUGUAGAUCAAAAUGAAUUGAAUUUAUUGAAUAAAAAUUAUUUGCAGAAUAUGCGUGAAAUUUGUUUAAAACUAAAUAUUGGUAUUAUGACAGGAUCACCGUUAAGUGGUGGCAUUUUAACCGGAAAAUACAUUGACUGUAUACCGAAUUUUUCACGAGCCACAUUAAAAAAUCAAGAAGAUAUACGUGAUAAACUUCUAUGUUCAAAAGGUAUCAAUCAAAGGGAACAAGUUAAACAACUAUGUAAGAUAGCAAGUAGAAUGAAAUGUACUUGUGCACAAUUAGCUAUUGCCUGGUGUCUUCGCUGUUCACAUAUUAGCAGUGUUAUUAUCGGAGCGGCAACGGUUGAUCAGUUACAUGAAAACAUAAGAUCAGUAUUGAUUUAUCCACAUUUAAAUGCAAGUAUCAUAUCGGAAUUAGAUACACUAUUGAAUACAACUGACUCAAAUGAUAAUUUCCUUUAA
Schistosoma margrebowiei is the source of this 1026-nucleotide messenger RNA. NCBI's taxonomy places the organism in Eukaryota, Metazoa, Platyhelminthes, Trematoda, Strigeidida, Schistosomatidae. The record is from the annotation of a GenBank genome assembly.